UGUUCAUAAGUUCACUGAUGCAAAGCUGGAGUCUCCCUACAGCUACACAUCACAUCAUCAACUCAUGUUCUCUCUCUUACUCCUUCACUUCACUUUCAAUUUCUGUUCCUUUCAUCAUCUUCCUUCCAACUUCUAAAACCAAUUAAAACACUCUUGUUUCAAACUCCAUUGUUCCUCUUCUCUCUCUCACAAUGGAAACAGAGAAAGCCAACUCCAUUCAAACCUACAAUCUCCUCUCCGCCAUCCCCAAAACCUUCCGCAUUCUGGAAAUCAUCGUCGCCGUUAUGCUCCUCUCCUGGACCCUCACGCGCCUCCCCUCCGCCCUCACCGUCUCCGCCGGUUUCCUCAGCUGCCUCGCCGCUAGCCCUCUCUUCAUCUUCGCCGUCUCCAACGCCAUCAUCGCCGCUUUAAUCGCCCAAUCCGGCCGCUUCUCCGCCCAAACCGCCGCAGAUGACGCCGCCGCCGGACUCCACCGCGAGUUCCUCAACAGCCGCAACUCCGUCCCUGAUCCUCCCUCUCCCGCCGACGCUCCGGAGUGCCAGGACAAGGAGGUCAUCAUCUCCGAGACGGUACCGGAUACAAACGCCGGAGUGGGUUCCGAUGUUGUUAGUUACCGGCGGAGCGAAUCCAAGGAGGAGGUUAUCACCGAGACGGUUCAGGAUAGUGCGGUUGCGGACGCCGGAGUUGGUUCUGAUGUGGUGAGUUACCGGCGGAGCCAGUCGGAGAAGUGGAAAAGAGCGGCGCGACGGAAAGAGCUCCGGCGAUCGGAGACGGAGAAGCAGCGAGAAAACGGCGGCGAUGAAAUCUUGUACCCGCAGGAUGAGCUGAGCAAUGAGGAGUUCCAGCGCACCAUAGAUGCGUUCAUCGCCAAGCAAAUGAGGUUUCUGAGGGAAGAGUCUUCCGCCAUUGUUGUUCAGAAACCAUGUUAGAUUUAGAAACUAAGAAAAAAUAUUGACCAAAAAUUGCGCUCAAAAAUCAAAAUCCAAAUGAAAUUAAUGUUCAUAUUCCCCCCUAUGCUAUAUAAAAUUGACAAAUAUUCUCUAUAA
This is a messenger RNA of Lotus japonicus, 1046 nucleotides long. RefSeq lists its product as uncharacterized. The record is from RefSeq and is a predicted model, not a curated record. NCBI's taxonomy places the organism in Eukaryota, Viridiplantae, Streptophyta, Magnoliopsida, Fabales, Fabaceae. The transcript has a single exon. The coding region runs from base 192 to 929 and encodes 245 amino acids.